This is a messenger RNA of Teleopsis dalmanni, 1517 nucleotides long. RefSeq lists its product as uncharacterized. The record is from RefSeq and is a predicted model, not a curated record. Lineage: Eukaryota; Metazoa; Arthropoda; Insecta; Diptera; Diopsidae. The transcript is spliced from 4 exons. Bases 210 to 1460 code for a protein of 416 amino acids.
GUAUUUUGUUCUAUUCUGUUUAGAUUAAAAUUAUUAUGUGUUCACAAAACUCAAUAGUUUGAUUCAUGGAAUAUCCGAAGUAAUAAGCAACUACCGACAGUAGUACUGUGUGAUUUGAGCACAACGUAACUCCAAGAAUUUAAUUAUAAUAAAUUAAUUUUAAUUUUUAAAUUUUUUUUUGAUUUUUUGAAAAUAAAAUUUAUUUAAAUAUGAGUGAGACGAUUUCGGCGCGGCAUAAUCGGAAUGAUCUGUUCACACGCGAGGAAUGCGAAAAAAUUUUAAGUAAUUUUCUCGGAGAUGAUUUAGCAGAAAAUGGAAAACUAUUACAAUUUGAAAUUGUGCCGGAAUUAGGGAGUGUGGGCUAUUUGGGUCAAUAUUUUCAUCUAAAUCUGAGUUAUCAACUUAAAAAUGCUGAAACAAUACACAGAACUCGUCUCUUUGUAAAAGUCACGCUUCAUGAGAGCGCUGAAAUGUCCUCUAUUUUUAAAAAGGAAACCAUGCUCUAUGAGACUUUGUUGAAUGAACUCAGAAAAUUCAGCAAAACAAUUUGGUGUGCUCAAUGCUACUACACACGAAAGGACCUCGUUGUUAUGCAGAACGUUGUUGAUUUGGGUUACGAACCCUUUAAGCAACCCACUAAAUUUUUAACCGAACAACAGAUAAAACCACUGCUGAAAGGAUUAGCUACACUGCAUGCAUGUAGUAUUGGGUAUGAACUAAAAAAUAAAAUCAAUAUCGGUGAGCAACUAAAAGAUGUACUCUAUGAAGUAACGGUCAGUCCAACAGUGACAUGGUACACCACAGGUAUAAAGGCUGUGAUAGCAGUAAUUAAACAACACCCUGGGUACCAAAAGCCUGAAAUGCGCGAAUUCCUAGACAAUAAAUUACCAGCGCUUAUAGAAUCCGUCUAUGCCAUGGUUAACCCAUCUACAAAGUAUCGAAAUGUGUUUUGUCAUCGUGAUCCAUGGGGUGGAAAUAUAUGUUACAGCAAAACAGACACAUCUGAGACCCCCGCAGUGUUUGUUGACUUUCAAUUAUGUCGCUAUAGCCCAGCGGCGAUAGAUGUGCUAAUGGCGUUGUAUCUUAAUUUGAAACCGAAAGAACGGCGAGAGUUAAUGGCACAAAGCUGCACAUUGUAUUAUGAACAUUUUGAAGCUGAGCUUAGCAGCAUGGGUAUAAGAGCAGAUGAACAUAUGAGUCGAACAGAGUUUGAAAAUUCAAUGAAAGAUUUAGAAUUGUAUGGUGCGCUCUACAACUGUAUGACGGCUACUAUAUUGAGAGUUCCCGAUGGCUAUUUAAAGAAUAUGAAGCUAAAUAAUCCCGAUGCGUUUCAUCGAUAUGCGAAUAUUGAACGCACGGAGCAGGUGCUAGACCUGCUACAUGAACAUCAAAGUUUUCGGGAAUAUAUGUUUGAGUGUAUUAGAGAUUUUAUGGAUUUGAUAUUAAGUAGUGAAAAUUAAAAAUGAAGCUAUUAUGUAUUUAAUUUAUAUUUAUAUAAUUUUUUUUUUAUAGUAUAC